This is a messenger RNA of Drepanopeziza brunnea f. sp. 'multigermtubi' MB_m1, 696 nucleotides long. RefSeq lists its product as uncharacterized. The record is from RefSeq and is a predicted model, not a curated record. NCBI's taxonomy places the organism in Eukaryota, Fungi, Ascomycota, Leotiomycetes, Helotiales, Drepanopezizaceae.
AUGAAUGCUAAAGAAACAGCUGGAUGCAUCACGACUAAGGAGGAAAAAGGCGCGGAAAGAAUAUCAGACACACAGCCAGGCGCAUCGCAAUCAAGAGGGAAGCAGUUCGCAGAGAAUGCCAAGGACGCAGCGAGACUCAUCACCAGGGACAUAGCUAAAGGCAUACCAAAGACACCAGGGACACAGCUGGAAGCAUCAUCGUUAGAGAGAGAUACAGCUGGGCGAUUCAUCAAGGAGAUCAGGGACUUUAGGCACAACAAGGACAGUGACAUAAAGGACACCAAGGACACCAAGAACACCAAGGACACCAAGGGCACAAGGGGCAGCAAGGACAGCAAGGAUAUCAAGGACAUAAAGGCAGCUGAGCACAUUAAUAAGGACAUCAAGGACACGAAGGACACCGAGGACAACAAGGAUAGUAAGGACAGCAGAGACACCAAGGACAUCAGGCAUACAGCUGGACUAAAGGCAGCUGGGCAUAUUAAUAAGGACAUCAAGGACAUUAAGGACAUUAAGGACAUUAAGGACAUCAAGGACACGAAGGACACGAAGGACACCGAAGACAAUAAGGACAGCAAGGACAGCAGAGACACCAAGGACACCAGGCAUACAGCUGGACGUAUCAAUGUUAGGAAGACACAUCUAGGUGUAUUACUAAGGACACCAGGGACACUAUGGGUACGGAGAGAAUGCUAG